AUGGUGCGCAUUACGGAACAACUUGUCAGACAACGAGCGGAGCACAACAACUGUGAAAUCUUUUCCUUGGAAGAAAUUUCCUUACACCAGCAGAAUUUGGAGAAACUAGAACAUCUUGACAAAUGGUGCCAAGAUUUAAAAAUCCUCUAUCUUCAGAACAACUUGAUUCCCAAGAUUGAAAAUGUGAGCAAACUGAAGAAGCUGGAGUAUUUAAAUUUGGCUUUGAACAACGUUGAAAGAAUUGAAAAUUUGGAAGGUUGCGAAGACUUACAGAAGCUCGACCUGACGGCUAAUUUCAUAGGCGAAUUGUCCAGCAUUGAGUCCCUGAAGAAGAAUAUACAUCUCAGAGAGCUCUUCUUAGUAGGGAACCCGUGUACUGAUUUUGAAGGUUAUAGACAGUUUGUGGUUGCAACACUUCAUCAACUACAAUGUUUGGACUCUAAAGAAAUAAGGCGUUCCGAGAGGUUACAGGCUUUGCAGGACUACCCCGAGGUCAAGAAACAAAUCAAAGAACAGGAACAGGCCUACCUUCUUCAGAGAGCCCGGGAAAAAGAAGAGGCGGAAAGACAGGCAAGGGGAAAACAGGAGAAGAAGAAGAAGGAACAAAAGGAACACACCCCUGGCUUUCACGGCCAAUGGUAUGCAGGCAUUGAUGCGUCCAGCAUCUACUCCCUAGAAGGGACAGAAAACCACCCAGAGGCUGAAGGAGGAAACCAAUACCAUGAUGUGGUGAUAGGGGAAGAGGAUGACGAAGCAGAAAAAGCUUUUUGGGAGGAGCCCGUGCCCCACACCCCAGAGGCUAGACUCGAAGCUCACAGAUUCCUCGAAGAAAAAAAGAACGCAAAAGAAAACAGAGAACAGAAGAAGAAAGAGAAGUUGCCGAGGACUUUGAUCACUCCAGAAGGAAGAGUUCUGAAUGUGAACGCUCCCAAGCUUUCUUUCUCCUUGAAAGAUGAUGAAGUAAACAACCAAUUCGUUUUGGAUCUUGCCAUUUACAGACAUCUGGACACCUCUCUGCUGGAUGUCGACGUACAGCCUUCCUACGUCCGAGUAACGGUCAAGGGUAAGCCUUUUCAACUGGUCCUCCCUGCAGAAGUGAAGCCAGAUAGCAGCGUUGCCAGAAGAUCUCAGACAACUGGGCAUUUGGUGAUCAGCCUGCCAAAGGCUAAAGAAACAAUUUUGGUUCCCCAAAAAGUGUCCUCUUCAACGAAGCAGUCUGAUUUCAAUCAACUGCCAGCAACUCCUAAAAGGUAACUUCGGAGAGAUGCACCAACGGAGAAGCUGGAGGUGGACCCAAGCAAAUAUUCGUUCCCUGAUGUGACAAACAUUGUCCAGGAAAAAGAGCGGACGGGCCAAGGCCCACUUAGACUCCAGCGGCAAAAAGUUGUGGAUACCAAGAACAUGCCUGAAGUCUUCGAUGAUGACCCAGAGGUCCCACCUCUAAUUUGA
Molecule: messenger RNA, 1449 nt
Organism: Euleptes europaea (tarantolino)
Lineage: Eukaryota; Metazoa; Chordata; Lepidosauria; Squamata; Sphaerodactylidae
Gene: DNAAF11
Product: dynein axonemal assembly factor 11
Exons: 12
Biological process (GO): outer dynein arm assembly
Cellular component (GO): cytoplasm
Molecular function (GO): protein binding
Source: RefSeq, a predicted model, not a curated record